This is a messenger RNA of Lathyrus oleraceus (garden pea), 705 nucleotides long. RefSeq lists its product as uncharacterized. The record is from RefSeq and is a predicted model, not a curated record. Bases 1 to 705 code for a protein of 234 amino acids. Lineage: Eukaryota; Viridiplantae; Streptophyta; Magnoliopsida; Fabales; Fabaceae. The transcript is spliced from 7 exons.
AUGGAUGGAAGAAACGAUGUUGUUACAGUUGUUAAUUUGCAGGUUGUUGCUCGAGCUGUGCAGAAUCGGCCUAAUGUUGGUGGGGAAGACGAGUUCCGAUAUUUGGGGAAGUUCCAGAGGAACAAUCUGCCUACUUUCAAGGCUGAGGAAGCUGAUGACUGGUGGAUCAACACUCGUCAGGUGUUGGAUGUUGCAGCUGAAAUUGUAACUUUGGAUGUGUUCCGCAGGGAAUUUCUGAGAAAUGAGAUGAUUGUUGAGUUCUCAAAGUGUAUCAAAUUCGAGAAUGGUUUGUGUCUUGAAAUUAGGCAGGAUAGUAAGGCUCGAUCGUUUCACUACAAGAGGUUGAGCGAGAAAAGAGGAAAGCAGAAUAUGAACUGUGGGAAGUCAUAUAGUGCUCCAGCUGAUAAAGAUAAUGUAGUGACUUUCUACAACUAUGCUGAAACAAGACAUAUCAACACUCAUUGCCAUAAGCCUAAGCAAGCUUCAAUUGGGGGAAAUGUGUUUGCUCUGACGGGGACUCAGACUUCCAGUGAUGAGAGGUUAAUCAGAGGCCUUGUUAUGUCUUCUAUGAGUGGAGAGAUGGUUAUCGAAACUCUUGCUAAGGGUUCGAUGAAUACUACUUCAUCAUUGCGGUUUCUCGCCCAUGGUGAGGAUGAAGAAGUUGGUUUCUUGUCUACUAGAGAGUUGAAGGAGCUUUUGGAAUAG